Messenger RNA from Penicillium alfredii, 414 nucleotides. RefSeq lists its product as uncharacterized. The record is from RefSeq and is a predicted model, not a curated record. Bases 1 to 414 code for a protein of 137 amino acids. The transcript has a single exon. Lineage: Eukaryota; Fungi; Ascomycota; Eurotiomycetes; Eurotiales; Aspergillaceae.
AUGGAUAACUCUUCUUCCGACUCGUCUUUCAGCUCGUUGGCGCGAGAACGAAACACCAUCAUGGCCCGUCUUCAGGAACAAAGCCACAUUCUCCGGAGCUACCCCGAGCAACGCACCGAAGUCAUCGCUGCCAUGGACGACCUCACCUGCCGGCUGGAGCAGAUCAAGCUAAAUGGGCCCAGCGAGGCCCGCCGGGUGAGUCUGGCUGGUUCGAAUCCCCUCGAAACUAGCUUUGUGGAUCACUGCAAUGCCUUCAAGACCGCCGUGGAGGAGCAGAACAACAUCCUCAAGGCCGAACCAGGACAGUCGGCCGAAGUUGCCCGGCAGCUUGAAUGCAUCACCCGCGGCAUGGCUCGCCUCACGUUGGAUGACCCUGCCCCUAUCAAGACGGGCACCUUCUGCACACAUUGCUGA